This is a messenger RNA of Vitis vinifera (wine grape), 2481 nucleotides long. RefSeq lists its product as uncharacterized. The transcript has 6 exons. The coding region runs from base 1069 to 2481 and encodes 470 amino acids. The record is from RefSeq and is a predicted model, not a curated record. Lineage: Eukaryota; Viridiplantae; Streptophyta; Magnoliopsida; Vitales; Vitaceae.
GAAUUAUUAGAAAAAACUAAACUUAACUACUAUCAAGUUUACCAUCAAAAGGUUUUGAAAUUUUGUGUAAUGAAGUUAUUUGUUAUGAAUUUAUAACGUAUUUGAAUAUAAUUUUUGUGAAAUUAUUUUAUCCAAAUAUUUAGAAUUUUGAUUUAAAUAUAUAUGUUAAGAAGAAACUGAACUUAACUGCUAUCAAGUUCAUUGUCAGGUUGCAAUUUCAAAAUGGUUUUGUUUUGUUUCAAAUUUCAAUAAACACUAGAAUAAUGUCUCCAAUUUUUUGUAGCUGCAACUUACUAAAAUAUAAUAGCUUCAAUUGCAUUAGUAAAAUAAUAUCUUUAGAAUAUUAGCAUUUGACAUGACAUCCUUAAAUAAUAGGAAAAUAAAGUCUAUGUUAAGAAGUAAUACAAAAUGAUGGAUUUAACAUAGUUGGAUAAGUUUGGUAAUAUAAUUUUGCUCAAUUUAUAUUGAUAUUUUUACAAUUUGUUAUUAUUUUGCAGAUUGACAUUCCUCCUCCUCUCCUAUCUUUUAUAUCUAAAAUAUCUAAAGAGGAGUACUUUCCUGGAAAAAUUGCAUGUUUGUCUCACUUGGUAGCCAUUGAAAAUAUUAAGAAGAAAUUGACUGAACCACAAUUGGAGAUGUUUAGAAAAUCAUGUUUUGGUCAUUUUUUACUCCUUCCCGAACUUAGAUUUUCAGCCCAAAUUGUUCAUCAAUUGUUGUUACGUCAAUGUGAAACCAAAAAAGACAAUGAAAUAUGGAUUUUAUUAAAGUCAAAGGGCUUAAGAUUUAGUAAAGAAGAGUUUGCAUUGAUUACGGGCUUGAGUUUUGGUCCUAUUACAAAAUGUGAUAAAAAAUCAUUAUGAAUAAGGGACACAUACUUUAAAGGAGAAAACAAGGUGCGUAAUGAUGAGUUGGAGAAAGUUUUUCUUUCUUUAGGAGAGGAAAAGAAAAAGAAAAAGAAUAAGAAAAAUAAAAAAAAAAGGAUUUGAAGAUGAAGAGGUGAUAAAGUUGGCACUUUUGUAUUUUUUAGAGCAUGUUUUAUUUGGGAAAGAAGGAAAAAAUUUGAUAGAUAUGGAAUGGGUUGCUUUGGUUGAUAAUUUGGAGGCUUUUAACAAGUAUCCAUGGGGGGGGAUUUGUUAUGAGAGGACACUAUUUGGUUUGCAAAGAGCUUUGGAGAACCGGGUAUCCAAAUACCAAGAUAAAAAGAAAACAAAGGGAGAAGCUGCAGUUGAAGCAUAUAGUCUUGUUGGAUUUCCAUAUGCAUUCCAGGUUUGGGCAUACGAGGCUAUUCCACUUAUUGGAUUGAAAUAUGCCACUCGUGUAUCUGAGAGGUAUCCUCGAAUAUUAAAUUGGAGUGCAACAAGUGCUCCAAGGUCUACUGAGGUUGAAAAUGUAUUUCUAGAGCCUCAUUUAACUUUUCAUUCGCUUCUAACACCCACUUUAGAGGAGCAACAACAAGACUAUUACAAGCAUGUAGAUAAACAAGGAGCUUCAGCAGAAAUGUUGCACCAAUCAAAUGCCUCACAAGAUGCCAAGAAUGAUGACUUAAGGCAUGAAAAAAGCUCAUCUGACACUGCUGCAUAUGUUGCUGCUGCUACUGCUGCAAUGGCAGAAGAAACAACAAAUGAUGCAAUCACCCCAUCAAUAGAGAAAUUAUGGAUGGAGUUUGUGAAAUUCAGACAAAGCUCAGAGUUAAAUUUCAAUCAUCUAAAGAAAGAAAUUGAAGGACUCAACUUGAAGAUGGAUGAAUUGAAACAACUUUUAUUAGAAGUUAAGAGUUCGAAUGAGGAACACGGUAUGCAUGACACUAGAUUCAGAAAAUCUAGUACAAAAGAAAAUGAUAACAAUAUGGGCUUUGAUUUCCAGACUGGAAUUUUUGAGGAUGUUACAGAUGAUGAAGUGGAGAGAAAUGACAUUCCCAUGGAUGUGAACAUUGAUAUGGAAGCUUCUAGAAACCUUCAGCUUGCAGAAAAACACAUGACUAAAGAGUUGAAAGAUGACUACUCUAUUGAUGAUCCAGUUAUUGAUAUUGCCAAGUUGUUUGGUACCCCAACUAUGUCGGGCGAGUUUUCAGUAUAUGUCAUACCUCACCAUCUAUCUCCUGCCAUUUUUAAGCGAAGGCGUGAGAUUAAAAAGUCUCAUAUCUUACAGCACCCUUUUACAGAUCCCACCAAGAGAAAGAAACUAAGAAAAGAGAUUGAGAAACCAUUAACUUCAUUUGAUCCUUUGCAUCCAAUCUCUGAAGAAGCAUUAGAGUCCUUUCAAAAGUGGAUGAGUGAUGACCAAGGGUCCACAAUUGACAUUGACUACAUGCAUAUAGAUAAAAAAUGGUUUCAAUCACUGUCUAAUCAUGGUUCAUGGCUUGCUGACACGCACAUUGAUGUUGCCUUCUUCUUUUUCCGAAAGCGGCGAAUAGAAAAUCCUCAUCUUUUUUCCCAAAAGUUUACCACAGUAGAUACUAUGUUUUGGGUAUGUGUAGUUUGA